Messenger RNA from Macrobrachium nipponense, 10374 nucleotides. RefSeq lists its product as uncharacterized. Gene Ontology annotation, molecular function: calcium ion binding; calcium channel activity; protein binding. NCBI's taxonomy places the organism in Eukaryota, Metazoa, Arthropoda, Malacostraca, Decapoda, Palaemonidae. The record is from RefSeq and is a predicted model, not a curated record. Gene Ontology annotation, biological process: detection of mechanical stimulus. Gene Ontology annotation, cellular component: membrane. The coding region runs from base 185 to 10165 and encodes 3326 amino acids. The transcript has 68 exons.
UGGUACUAGUGACUAGUACACCGUCUGUUGAUAUUUCUCCAUAUCUACCCGAGGUACUACCGUAUAUUUACUGAUACGGUCUCGGUGGAAGAAGCAUCGCUACAGACCUUUGGUUUUCCAGCCAAGGAAUCUUUGCAUAGCUGAAGAACCAUCCCGAUGUGACGCCGACAGAACCGCUGUAGUGAUGGAUGUCUCCUUGACUUUGGUGUUGCUACUGGCCAUUAGCGUCGGCGUAUGCAGAGCCAGCUGUCCUUCUGGAUGGAACGCCAAGGGAACUCACUGUUACAGUGUAAACACCACCGCCAUGAACAUGACAACGGCGAAAAGCUAUUGCCAGGAGAGAUAUGCUACAUUAAUUCCCGUGACUGAUGUGGAUGUGGUGGCCAUGGUGAAAGAUUACUACCCUGAAAGUAUACUUUAUUGGACAGGAGGGUAUUAUGAAAACUCUUCAGCUUUUGAUGGGUGGAUUUGGAUGGACCAAGGAUAUAACAGCAUACAACAAGUUGCUCAAGUGAAUUUUGAAAUGAAUAUGUACCACAAGAGCCUUCUCGAAAACAUAACAUUUUCAUCAGGAAUGUGUGUGGGAUUGAUGAAUGGGUAUCCUCUGAGAAUAAGGAAUUGCACAUUGGCUUUAAGGCCUAUUUGUUCAAGGAGACAUCACACAAGAAUUUGUCCACCUGGAUAUGGAGCCUCGGGUACUAGAUGCUUAUCCCUAGGGCAGUACACUCAUACACAUAAAGAGGCUGAAUCCAUUUGUGGAAAUCGCUUUGGUCAGCUCUUUGAGCCACGCACUCUUUUGGAUCUACAGGAUAUCUACAACUUAGCCACAGAAUAUAGCUGGAACUAUGAUUUGAGAGUUGGGAUAACUUAUAAGGAUAAUGCAUGGAGGUUUGCAUCAGAUGGGGCUCAGAUUCCUGCUGAUAUGUGGAGUUCUAAUUACCCUCUAAUGUGGGACUGCCCCAUGGGAUUCCUGAAUAGAGGAAACAGCUGCUAUAGAAUUUCUGGUGAACAACGGUAUUAUAGUGUAGCUGCAUUAUAUUGUGGUUAUUACUCCUCCCUGCUAUCUUGGUCAUUCAACCAAUCAGUGCUGGUUAAUGAGCUGAGUGAAAAAGGGUACGAGCCAAUAACAUCUGGAGGAAUUCCAUACUGGAUGGGAGGACAAUUUAAUACUACCAUAGGAAUGUGGAUCCUCUCGAAUAAUGAAAACUUAGCAUACCCCUCCAAUGGUUCUCUGUUGGGUGGACUUUGGGAAGUCAACAAUACAGUAGUCGGAAGCGUUUGUACGAUGCUGAACUUAGGAGGACGUUUGGAAAGUAGGACUUGUGGAACUACCUACUCAUACCGCUACAUCUGUGAAACAACGAAAAGCAACAUCGGGAUGAAUUUACCUCGACAUGAUUUCCCCAUUUUGCAACCAACCUGCUUCAUGGAGAACCAAUAUGAUCCACAGUUCAGAAUAUCUCCUGGAAGCUAUGACCCUGAGAAGUUAUCCUUGACAGUUUGCAAAAGCCGAUGCCUUGCAUUAGGUUUCAGUUAUGCUGGUGCUACAUAUGGAAAAUAUUGCUUCUGCUCAAAUAUUCUCACUCUUGAGGCUGUCUCUGCAGGCAUGUGUAACAAAAGUUGCAGCAGCUCUGUUAAUAGUGAGAUCUGUGGCUCUACUGAUGGCAAGUAUAUCAGUGUCAUAAGGGUGGGAUCAGCUGCUACAAGUGGUCAGGCCUUCAUCAGUGGAGUAACCAUCUCUCCUUCACCCUUGCAAGUUAAUGUAGAAGGAACAGUAACAUUCACCACAUCUAUUAAAGUUGGAGAGGGCUCCUUUUACAGAUUGCGAUUUGGUGAAGGAAAUGGAUUCACUUUGGGAAUUAAGUUAAACUUCACCACAGGCCUUCUUUCCACUGGGAUACCCGCAACAAAGUCAUAUAAAUAUUACCACCCAGGGGUUUAUGUUGCUACUGUUAUGUAUUACGAUGAGGAGGGAAUUAAAUCGCCGGCUUAUGAAAGUGUUACGGUAAAUGUUACUAGUUCACCUCCUUCACCUGUGAAAAUUGAUUGCCCUGUGGUAAUAGAGCCAGGAGAGCUGUUCUAUUGCCGCGUUACCCUGUUUUUUGGGAGUUCCCUCGUCAUGUCUUUCACGAGAGGAGAUGGAAGUGUUUCUGAUAACUACUCUCUUCCAGAACCCAGAAUACAGCACAUGGGCUUUCCUGCUCCUCAAGAAGUCAUGGUGGGUAUGACUGGGACAGCAAUGAAUUCAACUGGUGCAGUUAUUAUGCCCUGGACUCGUCUGAAUGAGGACUCAGUUCUUCUUGCUUUUAGUGCCUAUGUAUCAACACCUGGAUUAAUUACUUUUAUGAUUCUUCGUCCAGUUUGCAGUGGAAAACCUGUUUGUCCAACAACGGGCAAAUGUGACUCUUCUUGUGCAGGUCUCAACGGUACUUCCUAUACAUGUCCCUCUGGUUCAUUUUGUGUCCAUGGCCUUUCAUGCUUUGACCAAUCAUCUGCUUUGGGAUCAUGUAAAUACUCUGUUGGACCAAUGCCUGAUAACUACCAAGUUAUUGUACAAGAGAAAGUAACAACUACAGCUGGAUUUAACUACAUAAAAAUUGAUCAAGCUAUUCGCCUCUGGCCACCUCUCCAGCGGGGUGAUGUAGUAGGGUUCAUACCUGGACCUGCUGUUGUUGCAUAUUAUCUUACAUCUAAAGAAUCAGACAUUGGCUUCGCAGCCCCUGGCAGUUAUUUGUCUUCAAAUGGUAAACUCCUUGGCAUUCGUCAUUAUGUCAGUGCCAUUGUUAGCCGGCCUGUUACCUUAGAUCUACCUCAUAAUUACAGCGCCAUCGGUAACUACACCUUUGCUGUUCAAAUACAGAACAGUCUUGGAGUUAUGAGAAACUCCAACAUAAUAGCAUGUCAGAUUCCCAUCAAUUUGGCUCCACCUGGUAUACCCAUUUUUGACCCAGCUCAUGUUACUAUCAACAACUACACAAAAUUGACCAUCCCAGUCAUCAAUGGAUCUGACUUAUUAGUGAUGAUUGAUUGGGGAGAUGGUAUCACUUGGAGAUACUUCGCAAAUCUAACAGAUUACAAUAUCACUGAAGUUCAUCAGUAUAAUAAAGUGGGAGUUUAUAACGUUACGGUUAAGAUCUUCAACAAGCACACUAUUCAAGACCAAAUGCCUUUGGAACAGUGGACCUUCUGGCAUAUAUUAUUGUGCCAGAUUGGAUGUAAUGAUUCUAUUUGGACAUUUGUCAAUACUGGUCCUGUGCUGUGGCCAACACCAGGUAAACUGGAUGUGAAAAUCAGUGCCCCUACUGGUGUUGAGUUACCAACAAAUGCAUCUUUUUCCAUUAAUUUUGGUGAUGGUUUUCAUAGUGGAGGAUCAUACGACCCAGAUGGAACAAAGAUGAUUUGUGGUGGCCCAGGUGUCAUUGGCACACCAUCUUGUUCAAAGGGGUUCAGUUACACAGAGACUAAAGCCUAUGAAAUGGGAUACUACAAUGCCACUUUUAGCUGUAAAAAUAAUGCCAGUAGAUUUGUCAUGACAUCACAGGUAGCUGUGUAUGCUAGCAUUGAAGGAGUUAAUGCAAACCCAAUGUUCCUUCCAUUCCUUCCAGUAGGGGGGGGUACCAAGUUAUAUGAAGGAUAUGGACCAGCACAUGACCAAUUUCCUGUUGAAAGAAAUGUGAGCUUUGUCAUGAAGUUAAAACAGGGGACUGUAUUCUAUUAUUAUGCUAAAUUACUAAAUGGUACCACGCUUGGUAACAGUACAUCAGACACACUGGAUUUAAAAUUUGAUAAGCCAGGAAGAUACACUGUGAAAAUCUAUGCUGUAAACCCUCUGCAAGUCUCAGAUCCAAUUACUGUUACUGUUGAAGUUGCAGAAUCUGUAUCAGAAGUUUACCUUGAUGACUAUAACUUAGUUUCGGAUGCAAACACCAACAAGACAUUCAAAGUUGGCUGGGAGUCCAAAGGAAGUUUUUCAUGUUUCAUUGUAGACUAUUAUGACAACACCCCAGUUGAUGUGUGGCGUACACUACCUGAGGAAUAUGAUGAAUGCCAGAAAUGGCUGGAUAAAAAUGCUGCUGAUCUUGGAAUCAGUUCUACCAUGAACAGAAAAGGUCUUAUUCCAGAGGAUAACCCAUUCAGUUUUGAAACAGAACAUCUUUACGUGGAGAAAGGUUACUAUAUUAUGAGUAUAUAUGCCUUCAACAAAAUGUCUAGCUCAAAUAGAACCCUCAAUGUUACUGUGGCACCGGUACCUUGCACUCCUCCCCUCUUGUAUCUGAAGGAAAAUUCAACAAAAUUUUUUGACCCUGUGACAAUACAGAGAUCUUUUACCAUUCGUGUAGAAUCUGUAUGCAAACUUAACUGUACAAACAGCUUGAAUACCAGCAAAUUUUGGACAGGAGUAUCUAUAAAUGAACAGUGGGGAUAUCCAAUGGUACCAGUGAAUAUGGAUGGCUGGGACUGUCGUAAUAAGUCUAUUCUCUCCAUCCCGCCCCGUACUUUGGAUUAUGGCACUUACAUGUUCACGUAUUCCGUUGUCAUUGAGGACGAGUGGCUGAAAAAAUAUGAACCAGACAUACCUCCAUUCAGAAGGGAGAAAUCAACAUACGUAAAAGUAACAAAAUCACCUUUAGUUGUCAUGAUGAAUCGUGGAGGUUUGGCCAAAUUAGUCUUAGGCUUUAACAAGACCUUCGUUAUCAACCCUGCAGAAUUUUCAUAUGAUCCUGACUGGCCGGAUAUGAAGGACGUUGAUUUCAAGUGGUACUGCCAUAGGAUCAGUCCAGACACUGAAAUACUGCUGCGUGAAGAGAAUGGAUGGCCAACUGAUGGUAUAGUGUCAAAACCUCUUAUAUCUGUUGAAGACGUCACAACUUACGUGUACAACAGUACAACCAAUACAACAGAAGCCGUUGAAGAACCUGACAAUGGAGGGUGCUUUGGAAGAGGACCUGGUCGAAUUAUUGUUGAAGGAGGCACAUUGGAGUUGAAUACAGUGCAGCUAAGAAAGACGAAUGUCACUUAUCGAAUUGUUGUUGUCAUGUCCAAAGAUACUCGGAAGGCUGAAGGAACUAUAGAUGUACAAUUGGUGUCUGGAUCACCUCCAAUGGUGGAUGUCAAGUGCCAAAUUGAAAAAAUGUGCAGAUUUACUUCAGAUGGAAUGUAUAUUAACCCCAGUUCAAGGCUAGCCCUAAUGGGGUCCUGUGAUGAAGAUUGUUAUGGAUUACUUGGCUACUCUUGGUCCAUAUACACAUCUGUGAACGAUACUGCAACUUUAGUGCCAGAUGGAAUAAACUUCAUGGUGAAUCCCGACCAGGCUAACAUGGUUAUUAAGAACGAAUUAUUUACGGCUUACAGCGAUGUCCUUGAGUUCCAUGUGAAACUUACCAUAAAAAGAUAUGUUGACAAAGGAAAAGGUGAAGGAUUAAUGUACCUCUUGAUCAACACACCACCAGGAAAAGGACAAUGCACACUCUCACCGCCUAAGGGUAGACUCUUGGCAGAGAAUCCUUCAGAUAUAGAUCCUACUACAGGUAAACCCAAACUACUUGGUCGAGCUUUAACAGAGGAUUUCUAUUGUGCCUGCCUAAAUUUUGUGGAUGACCAAAAUGAUAAGAUCACAAAGUACACAUUCUUUUUAAAACACCCUGUCUUUGGAUAUAUAAAAAAUCUCAAAUUUGGAGUGGACAACAAGGAUAGAUUUGUUUUCCCAUUUGGAAAUUGGAGUAUGUGGGUAACGAUCACAGAUGAAUAUGGUGCUGCUUCUACCACAUUCAUUUCAAAUUUUACUACAUCUCUUCCAACACAAUCAGAGUAUGAUGCUUGGGCGUCUAAGACGGAAAUUCUCCGGGCAUCUGGUGAAGGUGACCAGGCGAGGCUGUCUCAACUUCUUUUAGCUUCUACGUCCAUUUCCAAUUUCAAACUAGAAAAUGAUGUGAUUCCUUCAACAACCACAACAGCAUCCAGUAUUGGAUAUUUGGCUCCUGCAACUACAACAAUGGAUCCUCUGAUACAGAAAGAGCUGGAAGAAAAGGCGAGGAUAGAAUUAGAAAAAAAGCAAAUGGAAGAAGCCACUCAAAAACAAUCAAUGAUAAGUCAACUUCAGUCUAAUAAUGUAGAUACUCUUGAUGACUGUGCACAGCUUUUGUCCACGAUGGCAUCUAUAAUCGGAAAUGGAGAUUUAGUUGAUAUAAAAGGAAAGGAUGCAGCAAUAAAAGUGAUUAGUGGCACCUGCACAGCCUCUGUCUUGCUGAACACCACCAUCAAUGACCCAAAGGAUGCCGAGAGUCUUGUGUCAAACAACAUGCAAGCGAUUUCUUCUCUUGUGACAGGAACAAGUGACAAAGUCAUUGAGGAUCAAGUUUUACCAUCAGACAUCAAGAACACGGAAAGUGGAGAAUAUAAUGACGUUAAUGUUAAUACAGAAUCUGAGUUAAAAGAACGGGCACUCAAGGUCCAAGAAGAGAAAGCAAGAUCACAAGUGCAAAAUAUGUUGGACACAGUUAAAUUAAUGCAGAAAAAGCUUCUUUCUAUUGUUUUUCCUGGUGAAGCUCCUGUAACAGUUAACACUGAAGAUGGACUGUCCAUGACUCUUGUAAUGAUGAAAGCAUCAGACCUUUUGGGAUAUGAAUUGUGGCAAGGCGGAGGAUUGUACAUAUUUCCUGACAUAUGUGAUAUUCUGAAAGAAGAAAAGAUAUCUCCUGGAAAUUGCUCAUCUACAGAAUCUGGCAAUUUUACUGUUGGCAUCCAAGCAGUUGCAUGGCCUACAAUUUUACAGUCUUUUGGAAAAGGUGCAAAGGAUAAAUUAGAUCGAACCACUAAGACAAUGCAGCUGAGGUUACUCGAGAGAAUAUCGGCAGUAGAUGUAAGAAUAAUUCCAGUGGACAAUUUGGGGUCUGGGAGCGAGAUCAUUAUUUACAUUCCUCGUGGAUCAAGAAAAAAGUCCCAAACACAGUUGUUUGAGCCCAUGCUUGUACAUCCCAGUAAAGUCCUCUCUGAGUCAAUCCCUGAAGAUGGGCCACUUGUUUGCACAUCACUGAAUAUCAGUCAGCCAUACUCAUCUGUCAACAUAGAGCUUGUUCUUGAGACAAGUGAAGCUGAAAUAUCAGUGUUUAUCAGGAAGUAUUUCAAAGCAACUUUAGUGUUUUAUGAUGUGGUUAUUGAUCCGAAGACUGAAGCACGAGUGACGAAUGUUUCUCAGCCUUUAUUAGACGUUAUGGAUCCCUUCACUAACUUGACUAUCAGCAGAGUGUACCAACAGUAUGAUAUAUUUUUAAACGACAGCUUCAUUGGCAAUGACACGGGAGUUUACUUUAUAUGUGUUGGUGAAUUCGCAAAUGGGACAGAUGAUGAGAUAUUUUGGGAAGAACCAGAGAGUUACAAUCUUACUGAAUCAAAUAUGACAAGGCAAUGGACUACCAACUUUACGAUCAGAGCGUACACUUCAUCAUGCCUUUUUUACAAUGCAGAAAAUGACUCAUGGGAUAAUGAUGGCUGUACGGUACAAUAUGCUAACUACUCACACACUAUCUGUUCCUGUAACCAUUUGACCUCUUUUGGAUCAGGAUUCUUCCCGCAGCCAAAUAAGAUUGACUUCAACAAACUUCUCAAUAUGAAUGCUGCAGACAACCCAACAAUUAUCGUUACCAUGAUUGCUACUCUUUGUGUUUACAUAAUGGUUCUUAUCUGGGGAAGGUUUAAGGACAAGGAAGAUCUUACGAAGUUAGGCGCUACACCUUUGCCAGAUAAUGAUCCUAGAGAUAAGUACUUAUAUGAGAUCAUGGUGUUUACUGGAGGUAAUGAAGAAGCUGCCACCAAGAGCAAAGUUCAGUUCUCUCUCUCGGGAGAUGAAGCAGAAUCAGAUGCAAGAACCUUUGAUGACCCUUCACGUCAAAUAUUUAAAAGAAAUGCCGUAGAUAUCUUUGUGAUGGCAGUUCCAAAAACUUUGGGAAAUUUACAGUACCUUAGGGUGUGGCAUGACAACUCUGGCAAGGGUAAAAUGGCAUCUUGGUACUUGAGAUACAUGAUAAUCCGUGAUGUGCAGACUGGUAUGAAAUAUGAUUUUAUCUGCAACAGAUGGUUUGCUGUUGAACAUGAUGAUUCAAAGAUUGAUCGUCUCAUAACUGUAGCUGGAGAUGUCCAAAAGAAGGAAUUCAAACAUCUUUUUAAUACCACCUCUCAUAAGAAUCUUUAUGAUGGACACCUUUGGUUCUCUGUGUUUGUUCGUCCAGCUCGAUCCAGAUUUACUCGUGUUCAAAGGAUAACUGCAUGUAUGGCUCUCUUGUAUCUAAGUAUGGUUACUAAUGCCAUGUUCUUUGGCGUUAUCCCCGAGGAGCCAGGAGCUGGUGGUCUUACUCUUGGACCUUUCUCUGUCAGUCCAGCAGCAAUUGGAGUGGGAAUAAUAUCAAACCUCAUCACCUUUCCACCUACUCUUAUAAUAAUCCAGCUCUUUAGAAAAGCCUCACCAAAGUAUAAACGAGUAUCCAGAAUUCAAAAAGCUAUGGAAAGGCAAAAAGAAGAAAAACGCAGAGAGGCUGAACGCAAAAAGCUACUGAAACGAACAGCAUCCCUUGAUGCUUCUAAAGUAGCUGAAGAUGUUGAAAGCCUGCAGAGGGAACAAUCUGUCAAGUUGACUGAUCCAGUGAUCAAAAAAAAGAAACAAAAGUCCUUCCCAUGGUGGACCUUGUACAUUGCGUGGCUUGUAGCUAUAUUAUCUAUAGCAGCUGGUGGUUUCUUCACUUUUUCAUAUGGAGUGCAGUUUGGAGAAGAAAAGACAAAGAAAUGGCUUGGAGCUCUUUUUGUGUCAUUCUUUUCAUCUGUCCUGUUCACACAGCCAAUUAAGGUAAUCCUCAUGGCCAUAAUCUUCAGUGCAGUUUUCAAAAAGCCAGUUGAAGAUGAAGAUGACGCAGACUUUGAUGAACGGGACCCCAUAUUAGGAGAAGAUGAAGAAUGGAUGCAUGAACUUGGACCAGGUACAAGAGAAAAGAAAAAGAUGUUCAAACCUGUAGAUGAGAAAUUCAUAAAAAGUGCAAAGGUAGAAAGAGAAAAAGAAAUAAAGAUGUGGGAUGUCAUCUACGAUAUAGGAGCCUAUGUCUUCUUCAUAUGGAUUGUCCUAGUCCUUAGUCAUGGAAACAGGGAUCCCAACUCCUUCCUUAUGAAGAAGGAACUUGAGAAGAAUUUUAUUCUUGCCAGCUUAGAGCCAGGUGACGUUACCAGUAAUCUUUACUCAGUACAGAACAAGAGUUUAUUGUAUCAUUGGCUCAAAACUGUAUUUGUUGGUGAGAUUAUAAUGCAGAAGAAUUAUAAUAAUAAGUUCAAUGAUAAAAUUGAGGAUCGGAUUCUCCUUAAUGAUCGUGUGUCUCUCCUCCUCGGGUACUCAACUCUUCGUCAGAUCCGCCUGAAACAAGGCAAUAAUUGUCGACUACCGAAAAUUAUUAAAAAGUAUGUAACUAAAGUGUGUCGUUCAAAGACAUCCCUAAUAGAUGAAGAAGAUGAACAUUUUGACAUUGGUUGGAAGCCAUUAGCUAAGGGUGUUCGAGCUAGAGAAGAAUACACAUUUAAAGGAUCUUUAGAAUUGGAUGGCAUGCCCUUCUGGGGGAAGAUUGAUGUCUACAGUGGUGCUGGAUACCAGGUGAAACUCGUAGGAGUGCAGGAUGCUAUUCUACAAAAGUUGAAUGAACUUGAAGCAAACAACUGGAUUGAUGAGCGAACAAGAGCUGUGUUUGUUGAAUUCGCCAUCUAUAAUGCCCAAGUUAAUCUGUUUGCAGCACUUAGAAUUUGUAUUGAACAAGGUCCAGAAGGUGCCCUUCACCCGUAUGUUAGAAUCAAUCCUAUAAAAUUACUACGAUACCACGAAGGUUUUGGUCUCUUUGUGAUGAUUUGUGAAGGCCUUUUUAUUGCUUUCAUCGUGUACUACACUUAUCGAGAGCUUAAAGAAAUGUGUAAAGCCAAAAUUAAAUACUGGAAGGAUUCAUGGAAUUACCUGGAGGUCAUUGUCAUUUUCCUUGGGUGGGCUGCUGCUGUUUUCUAUGGUAUAAGGACUGCACUUGGUUUAUACCUCAUGAAUAAAUUCAAGACUAACAAGACUGGAUAUAUCAGUUGGAUUAUGCUGCCUAUAUUGAUGAGGUCUUUUUGUACCUUGUUAGCUUCCUUGUGUUCUUUGCUACAUUGAAAUUCAUCAAACUGCUUCGAUUCAACAAGCGAAUAGGGAUGCUUGCCUCUACAUUAAGGCAGUGUGCUGCAGACCUAUCUGGAUUUAUGAUAGCCUUUCUCUUAGCAUUUUUGGCUGCUGCUCAGCUGUUCUUCCUUCUACAUUAUGCACAGAGCUUGAAUUAUAAUACAUUUAUGGCUUCUAUGGAGUCAGCUUUCAGUGCCAUGCUU